AUGUCGAUAAUACUAAGUGUAGUUCCAUAUUUUACAAUUGUUCUGGGUUUAGGGAUAUGGGCUUACAAGUUAAUAUACCACAAUAAUCUCAUACAAAAAUAUUCAACAUAUUUGUAUAUCCCCAAGGUGCAUAUCAAUGACUACAUAGAUAAGAACUUGAAGCACUUGAACCUAAUACGGGUGAAUAUAGACAGCCAUGAUGAUUUACACGAAGAAAAACCCAGUGUCCUAUAUAAUUCGAAAUCGGAUAUGUUGAACAGAAUAAUUGGAAUUGUUUUCAGUGUUACCCUAUCUUUAAGUGUCGGUUUGAUACUAUUGAUUCUUCUUGAAUUGGGAGAUUUCUUGGAUGCUGAUUCACGAUUGGGAUUGUUUAAAAUAACAAUUAACACAUUGAUUUUUCUACUAGUCAGUGUUGUCCCAAUUUUUAUCAUAAGUUUAUUAGCUAUACAGGAUAUACUUCCGAAAACGCUUCCAUCAGCGGGACUUGUUUCAAUUUUAUAUGCUGUGUGGUUGUUGGUAUUGCACAAAUGUGGAGACUUAACCCAGUCUUUCAAUCCAAGAGGUGAUGUGUCUCGUCAUGUUGUGGAAAAAGUAAUCAACGAGGUUUCGAUAGUGGGUAUUACAAUCUUGGCAAUCCUCUCUGGAGUAGGGUCAAUUUCUACGCCAUACAAGAUAUUUGAGAAGUACAAAGGGUUAGAACCAGACUCAAAGGAUGUUAAUCAAGUGGAUAUAAACUCGACUAUUCAGUAUUUUAAUAAUACAUUAUCAUUGAUAGCCAAGCGGAAAUCAGAACUCAAUAAAUUGCAAGUUGCAGCAGGCGGAACUGUAUAUAAUUUGCCGAAUGAUUCCCAUAGGUUGCAUAAAUCUCCUAAAAAAUUAUCAUUACUCCAUAAAGUUCAAUCAUUUGCAAACAUUUCAAAAUACGAUAGUGAGGAAAAUGAACUAAUCAAAGAGAUCGAAUCGUUGGAGUCUCUCAAGAACACACUAUAUGACGAUUUGGUCAAACUAAUUUCAAAGUACACCUUGCAAAAUGAUCAGUAUAAUGUAAGUCUUGAAAGACUUUUAUAUUGGGGGAACAUGUCUUUGGCAAUCUAUUGUGUUUAUCGUAUAAUCAAUGUGUUUUUAGUAAAGCUUCCAUUGCUACUUUUUUAUGGUGAAGAUUAUUAUAAUGUCAGCUCAACGGUAAUUGACUCAAAUGAAGAGGCACCCUCGAGUAAAGAUGCACUAGCAAUCACAUUGUCCAAGGUUAUAUUGUCGGUUUUCCGUAAUUUACCAGUUUCCGAAGCUCAGUUGGUAAAUCAAUUGAGUUUUAUCCUAUCUGCCAGUUUAUUCGUUUGUUCGUUUUCAAAUGUGUUAACUACUUUCAAGUCAUUUAGCAGAUUUUUCCCGGGUCAUUCAAGUUCUGAGACAACCAAAAAUUGGCUUAAACAUUUGAUUGUUGCAGAAUUAGUAGGAGUUUAUGUGAUUGCCACAGCGUUAUUGAUUAGAACCAACUUGCCUGCAACUUUAUCUAAUCAGAUAUCAAAGAUCUUGUCUCUUUCUGGGAGUGCCGCGAAAAGUCCAAACGCUUCCAUUGAAGAAGUGGUAUUUAUAGAUAAUUGGUUUGAUAAGAUAUUUGCGAUUACAUGCGUAAUCACAAGCAUAGUCAUUUUUAUGAAAAGAUUGCUUGAGGAAGAUAGACUAAAUACGGAUAGUUCUUCUUAUGAUGAGGAGCUGUUUAUAGAAGAUAGUGGCCUAAAACUAGCCUAG
Molecule: messenger RNA, 1749 nt
Organism: Candida albicans SC5314
Lineage: Eukaryota; Fungi; Ascomycota; Pichiomycetes; Serinales; Debaryomycetaceae
Exons: 1
Coding region: 1-1749 (582 amino acids)
Cellular component (GO): membrane
Source: RefSeq, a predicted model, not a curated record